GAGCAUGUUCGCAACCCCUGGAAGUAAGUUGGAAUGUCCUUAUCACCAAGCUCCCUUUAUUGCUGUCAUCUGUUACCGGAUUUAUUGUUUUUUGUCGCUCUCGAAGCUAACCGCCUUUGCUUUGUCUUUAGUGGAGCAACUUGCUAUUCAGCAGCAGAUCGAGUUGUUGCAGCAGCAGCAACAGCAAAUUCAAGCCACACACCAGUACAUGAAUAUGGGAAUGAUGCCGCCGGGUCAGUUGGGUCCGGGCGGUUCUUUCAACCCCCUACAGCCCACUAUGGCCAAUAUGUCGCCGCAGACGGCUUUCCAAUUUCCCAACCAGCUUCCACAGCAACAGAAUGUUCCCAUGGGACCGCCGAGUCAGCCCAUGUCACACCGCCGUAACCAAUCGGCCCUCCCUAACAUGGGAAUGGGACCACCCCCGGCUCCUUCAACUGGAGCUUCCGGGUCCGCCUUUGGGCAAUUUGAUAACUCGUCUGGUCAGCAGAAUCGGGAGAACGCCCCUCGGGGAGGGCGAGGCGGCGGCUCCGGUCACCAGAGAAGACAUUCUUUAGCCCUGGCUGAUGCCAAGAAGGCAGCUGAGAUUGCUCAGCAGAAAAGGACAACUUCGGGUUUCCAGUUCCCGGCUGCGGGACCCUCCGAGAGCUCCCCUGCUGAGGAACCCAAAUCCGUCUCCGCGGAUACCCCUAUAGCACAGGGCACAUCCGUUCGUGGCGGACGCGGCGCACACGGACGAAGCCAGAGCAUGGCAAUCGGCAGAGGGGGUGCUCGCGGUGGAGCAAUGCAUCUCAACACCAACGAGUCCGGUGAUUUUGGUCGCCGUGGCAGCGCCGCAGGCGGCCAUGCUCGAACUUCUUCCCGCAAUUUCGAAGGCAAUUGGCGUAACCAGCAGGGUCAAAACCAAGGUCAGGAGCAGGCUGGUCAAGGCCAGCAGGGUUUCCAGCCUGGCCAUCGCAACCGCGGCUCGGUGAGCCAGCAGUCUAUCUCGAACAUUGGAGCCUUCCAGUAUCCUAACCAGGCUCAACUUAUGCAAUUUAAUGGCCAGAUGCCAAUAAUGCAGAUGUACCCUGGCCAACAGCUAAAUCCUAUGCAGUUGAAUCAGCUCCAAGCUCUUCAAGCUGCUCAGAUGAACGGCCAGCAUCUUGUUGGUCUUCAAGGGAGCCAGCAUGCGCCGCAGCUCAGUGGCCAACAGUCUCAGCAGCAGCAGAGAAAGACACUUUUCACGCCCUAUCUUCCCCAAGCUACCUUGCCCGCGCUGCUUGGUGACGGGCAGCUCGUAUCUGGUAUUCUCCGAGUAAAUAAAAAGAAUCGUAGCGAUGCGUACGUGGCUACUUCAGAUGGCCUUCUAGAUGCAGAUAUCUUCAUUUGCGGUAGCAAAGAUCGCAACCGAGCGUUGGAGGGCGAUCUCGUCGCGGUUGAGCUCCUUGAUGUAGAUGAGGUAUGGUCGCAAAAGCGCGAGAAGGAAGAGAAAAAGAAGAGGAAGGACAUCACUGACACACGAUCCGGAUCUACCAAUGGCAAUGCUCAAUCUCACAACGGCAACGGGGAAGAGGCAACCAACGGCGAAGGAGGAAUCCGUAGACGUGGUAGUCUCCGACAGAGGCCUACACAGAAAAAGAAUGAUGACGUGGAAGUGGAGGGACAGAGCCUCCUUCUCGUUGAAGAAGAGGAGAUUAACGAUGAAUCGAAGCCUCUUUAUGCCGGCCACAUCGUGGCUGUCAUUGAACGUGUUGCUGGCCAGAUGUUUUCGGGUACGCUUGGCUUAUUGCGCCCCAGCAGCCAGGCUACCAAGGAGAAGCAGGAAGCGGAGCGGGCUGCUCGCGAUGGUGGCCGAUCUCACGACAGCCGCCAGCAGGAUAAACCCAAGAUCGUCUGGUUCAAACCUACCGAUAAGCGUGUCCCUCUCAUUGCCAUUCCCACCGAACAGGCACCACGUGACUUCGUGGAGAAACAUCAAGAAUAUGCUGAUCGUAUAUUUGUUGCUUGUAUAAAGCGCUGGCCUAUUACGUCUCUGCACCCCUUCGGUACCCUUGUCGAGCAACUCGGCAAGAUGGGUGAUUUGAAGGUUGAGACCGAUGCUCUUCUACGUGAUAACAAUUUCUCAUCCGACGAGUUUUCGGAAGCCGUCCUGCGAAGCGUUGGUCUUCAGGAUUGGUCUCUCGCUAAGGAGGACGAGGCUUCUAUCAGUGCUCGCCGAGACUUCCGUGAGGAGAAGACAUUCACCCUCGACCUUGCCGGCACCGGGGAACUCGGCAAUGCAGUUCAUGUCAAGACCGAGUCUGAUGGAAAGAUCGAGAUCGGUAUCCAUGUAGCUGAUGUCACUCAUUUCGUCAAGCCUAACUCGCUCGUUGAUCGGGAAGCGAAGAAGCGCGGUACUGCCGUUCAUCUUGUGAACCGAACAUGUGCUUUACUUCCUCCCCGAAUUGCGUCGGAGCUCGGCACUCUCCUUCCAAAUGAAGACCGACUCACUAUUAGUGUUGUUUUCCGUGUUAACGCGCACACUGGCGUGGUUGCGGAGGGCGACACUUGGAUCGGCAAGAGUAUUAUCAAGAGCAACGCUACACUGACUCUAAAGGAACUUGACGAUGCUUUAUCUAAUCAAGCCGGCUUCAGCCACCCUGUUGUCCAGGUUAAGGAUGUCCAAAUUCUUAAUGCCGUCGCACAGAAAUUCCGAGAGGCACGCUUGGGCUCCGAGGGUGAGCCAAUGGCUCCUCUUCGAUUGCUCCAUCAGUUGGAUGACGAGAACAUCCCUAUCCAGCACAACAUCUUCGAUGCGACAGCUGGCACUGAACUAGUUGAAGAGCUUUUGCACAAAGUUAACUCAUCUGUCGCUCACAAGCUCGCACAGGGCCUCCCCGAAAAAGCGUUGCUUAGGCGCGAAUCACCACCAAACGCUCGUAGGCUGCAGACCUUCGCUGAGCGUAUGCGGGCGCUUGGAUACGACAUCGAUACCACCAGCAGCGGUACGCUCCAGAACAGCCUCUUCAAGGUUGACGAUCCCGACAUCCGCAAGGGCAUGGAGACCCUACUACUGAAAACGAUGCAACACGCCAAAUACUAUAUAACUGGCAAGACUAACAAGCUACUUUGGCCCCAUUAUGCUCUGAACCUACCUCUUUACACCCACUUCACAGCCCCCACGAGGCGAUACGCUGACAUCAUUGUUCACCGCCAACUGGAGGCUGUCAUUUCGGAGGGCAAGGUUGAAUAUAACGACGAUAUCGAGAAUCUGGUGAAGACGAUUGAAUCUUGUAACACCAAGAAGGAGUCGGCACAGAACGCUCAAGAACAAAGCAUUCACAUCGAGUCCUGUAGAAUCAUGGACAAGAAACGCCAGGAGGUUAAUGGUGACCUGAUUAGCGAAGGCAUUGUUAUCUGCGUUUACGAAUCUGCCUUCGACGUUCUAAUUCCCGAAUGGGGCUUCGAGAAGCGUGUGCACUGCGACCAGUUGCCGCUGAAGAAGGCUGAGUUCAGGAAGGAGAAGAGGGUCUUGGAGCUUUACUGGGAGAAAGGUGUUCCCAGUUCAGCCUACGUACCGGAAGAUGAGAGACCUAAGGCGGGUUCGCAACGAAUCUCGAAUGCCAUGGCAGCUGCCCGACAGGCAGAGGAGGCCGAGAGGGUCAAGAAGGAGCGAGAGGAAGCAACACGGAAGCAAACCGAGACAGGUACCAGAUCAACAGAUGACGUUGAUGCGUUAUUCGAAGACGAUGACGACAAUGCUUCCGAUAUUACGGAGGCUAUGGCCGGUGCCUCAUUGGCCGAGCGCCCUACUCAGAGCGUGCCAGGAUCGCCAACUCGAUCCUCAUCUAACCCGGGUGUCCUUCACCGCACCAGGUCGGACUCGAAGGUGCCUAUGGCGGAAGCUGUAGAGACCCGUCUGACGAAUAAGGAGAAGUACCUCAAGCUAUUUGCUCUGAGGGAAGAAGGUGGCGACUACAUCCAAGAUGUGACGGAGAUGACUAGAGUACCGGUGAUCCUCAAGACGGAUCUUAGCAAGAGCCCACCUUGCUUGACGAUCCGCUCGCUUAACCCCUACGCAUUGUAGGCGCCAUAAUGGCGAUAUCCUUUUGCUUUUGCUUUUGCUUUUUGCUUGACGACUUUGGGCAGGCGGGGCAAUAGAGCGGCGGCACGUUUGUUACGCGCUGUUUGAAUCACGGGAUGUAGAGUUUAUGAAGUAAGGAGGAGCGGAAAAUAGGGUAGAUUGUCAGGCCGCUCUCGGCCGGAACCCCAAGGAGUGCAUCUCUUACCGUGUUGAUAAAAAGUGUUUUAUUGGACAGGCAGAUAGAACUAGGUAGCUGCCACAAUCAACAACAGAGAUAUAUGAGAUCGUGUUAAGUUA
Molecule: messenger RNA, 4339 nt
Organism: Annulohypoxylon truncatum
Lineage: Eukaryota; Fungi; Ascomycota; Sordariomycetes; Xylariales; Hypoxylaceae
Product: RNB-domain-containing protein
Exons: 3
Coding region: 5-4045 (1346 amino acids)
Biological process (GO): mRNA catabolic process
Cellular component (GO): exosome (RNase complex); P-body
Molecular function (GO): 3'-5'-RNA exonuclease activity; RNA binding
Source: RefSeq, a predicted model, not a curated record